AAUCUGUGACCACAGCAGGAGACAGGAGACAGCACUCCUUGGGGUUCAGGACCUCUGGGUGGCAUAGAAGGGGCUACCACCUUCUCUGUCCAGUGGCUUUGCAUGCCGUGCAACUGGAGAUGGACCUGAACCAGGGACCAGGGCUUUCUAGGGGUUCUGGCCUUUGCCUCAACAAAGCACCCUUGCAGCUUCACACAAACAUCGAGAGGAAUUGGGUUGAGGGCCUGGAGUCCGAGGCUCUGGACGCUGACCUGAAGCCCCCUGCAAAGCCAGGGCAGAAGGGGCUGGAGAAACCCAUCCUGGGAAGGUGGAAGGCGAGGGCCUCUGUCUCUGGGUCUGGAAGGGCACAGCAGGCUCAACUGGAUGCUCCUCUGUGGCUUCAUCCUGGAACAACCAGACAAAGGAGGAGAGCUGGGGUCUCCACAUGUCUUGUGGCCUUUCUGGAACCGCAGAGUAGAGUUUCCAUGCCAGCUGGCCUCCCUCCCCAGGGAAGACUGGAAGAACAAGAACGGAGGCCAGACCCCAGCAGGGAAAGGCCACGCUGCUUGGUGGCAGCUCCAAGGGCGACGUGGACCCCUUCCACUAUGGCAAACGGUUCCGCUGCGGGGGCAGUAGGAAGCCUCGGCAAGUCGGUGAAGAUGAGCUGUAACCCUGGAGUUGGCUGUGCCCCCCGGUGCCCGGGCUGCUCGGGAAGCCAAGGAGGCCCGUCUUCUGCCUUUGACCCCAUCACUACCACUGCUUGUGCUGAAGGAAGCGCCAGGCUCUGAGUGACCCCAUGGACGCUGCCUCAUGCUGUCUCUGCUCCCUCCGAGACCCUGCCUCCCUCCUCCUCCUCCUCCUCCUCCCUCCCUCCCUCCCUCCCUCCUCCCGUGUCUGCAGCCCCCUCUGAGUACAGAUGCAGCCCGGUCUCACUUGUUUCCCAGAUCACUGCCGCGCACCUGUCUGCCUAUAACCACAAACUCAGUGUUGUCACCUGCAGGCUUCUCCUCACUGAGCCCAGAUUAGAGAGAGCCUGGGGGACCGAGCCUCAGGCUGGCUUUCGAAUGCCUGGCAAAGUUCAGAAGUCUGCAGUUUCAAAGUCAGGCCCAUCAGUCCUGCUGUGGCCUCUAACCCAGGCUCUGGUCUUGCCCUGGGAAGCUGGGAGCUCCCGCAUAGCUGCCCAAGUUGUGUCCACCCAUGACCACAUCCAUAUGCUUGGCUGUCCCUACAGGUGCACUGCAGGGCCAGGGUGGGUGGCCCCUGGUGUUGAACAUCAGCAAUGCUUUCUGGAUUUUCCCCCAAACCCACCAACCUGUGUGUUAAAUUCAGACCACCCUUUCACUAUUCUUGUGGCCAGGGGCCCCAGCUGGACCCAUUCCCACCCAUCUAUUGGGUGCUGGAUUUGUCCAUCCUGGACACUGAGCCAUUGCUGCAGCCCCAGUCCUCCGGCAGGGACCCCCAGGGUAACCUCAGCCGGGGAGGAUGUCAGUGCCCAAGUCCCAUGGCCUGUGCCCAGCCUCCCUCUCGGACGCCCCCUCUAGGAGAUUCUGUGCUGGGGAUGGAGCCCAGCUUCCCUUCCCACAGAGGGCCCCAGGGAGACCGGAGGGCGGUGGGGCCAUGGCACCACCAUGGUCUGGUUUCCUACUGGUGCUACCACUAUCUGAGGGAGGGGAAAGAGUUGCUGGAGUUCAAAACACACAGUGUGGGUUAGUGAACCAGUUCACCUGGGAAUUAAGCUCUUUGUCCUGUCUGCUGCCCCCAGGGCCAUGAGGAUCACCAACCCUUGUGAAAUUGCAGAGGGCUUGAGCAGAGUCAGUUCUUAGAGAGGAAAAUAGAUCACUUUCACUUACAGAAGGGGAAACUGAGGCCCCAAGAGGGGCAGUGACUUGCCCAGGACGACAGGGCUCUUUCUCCCACACUGACACCACAGUUGGGGUGGGGGCGCCCCUCUGUCCACUUGUGCAUGUGGAAGCACUGAGGGAAGAGAGAAGCCUGGGGAGACCAGGACCGAGAGGGGAACAGCCUGGCCGUUCAGCUCAGCAUCAAGGCUCACUGACAACGAAUACAACAUGGCAGGUGCACCUUAAAUAGAAUUUGGUGUCACUAUACAGAGAGAGGCAAGCACUUGGGAGUCCUGGGCAGGAAUGGAGCAGCACCACCUGGAGGGGUUGGGGAAGCGGGACUUCUGAAGCUUCCUGGAAGAGGAAGCAGUAAGAGUCGAGGGCAGGAGUCAUAUUUCUAGAAUGAAUGUUCUAUGACCAGGCCCUUUGAGCCUGUCCCACUGAGGAGGAAUCCUGGUGCGGUGUGAGUCACAUCCUCUCUCCCACCCUGCCACAAGGUCUCCCUCCUUCCCCUUUAAUCUCCAGAUGCCCAGGAUCUCCUUCCAGCCUGUGGGACCUGAACCUUGGGGUGGCCCAUGAAAGCUGAAGCAGAAUCAGCCCCCAGGGGCCCCUGCAGGGCAGCCAGGGCCAAGAACCACCACUCUAGAGGACAUUCUGAGUCUGUGACCAGUGCCCUGGGGAGGAUGCUGGAGAAUAUUUCUCCUCCCUUCCCAGGAAGGUCACAUGGGCUGGGAAUCUCUGAAAUUUUACUUUGGAAUUUUCCACAAUUCAAACCUGUACUAAAUCCAGAAAAACAACUAA
Molecule: messenger RNA, 2621 nt
Organism: Heterocephalus glaber (naked mole-rat)
Lineage: Eukaryota; Metazoa; Chordata; Mammalia; Rodentia; Bathyergidae
Source: RefSeq, a predicted model, not a curated record